This is a messenger RNA of Geodia barretti, 3794 nucleotides long. Lineage: Eukaryota; Metazoa; Porifera; Demospongiae; Tetractinellida; Geodiidae. The record is from the annotation of a GenBank genome assembly.
AACCGAGUGUUUUGAGCAAUGAAGCUACUAUUACUGCUAAGUAUCAGCUUAUUUCUGGUGGAGGUCCACUCUCAACUAACCUUUCCUUAUGUCUCCUUCAACGGCCAGACUCUGGCCAAUCACUCCUAUGUGGACCUCACUCUAGUGGGGACGUAUUACAGUGUUCAGUGUCAUACUGACUUGUACACGUGUUGUACCAGUAGUUAUGGGGACCACAUUGGAGAUUGGUGUUUCCCUGAUGGAGAUAGACUGCCAUUUUCCGUGGGUGACCUUGAUAUCUAUGAGCACCGUGGUAACCGGAGAGUUGACUUACAGCGUAGAAGCAAUGCUACUUCACCAGUUGGUAUAUACCGCUGUGAUAUUCCGACUACUGCUGUUUAUGAUGAGAAUGAUACCUCAGUGAGGGAUACCGUCUAUGUGGGACUCUAUACCAGCAGGGGAGGAGAUAUAUCAAUAGCCGAAGACAUAACAAUGACUGAGGACUCUGACCUCAAUGGACCCAAUCCUCAAUUCACUCUCACCUGUAUCUCCACUGGUGGACCUGCUACCACUGUCGCUUGGACCAGAGACUCCACCACUGUCACCCAAGGGACCCAGACUGUGUUGAAUGACCCAGUGACUGCACGGUACACCCACACUCUGACUGUGACUACUGCAGGAGAGUACACUUGUACUGUGGCUAAUAAUAAACCAUCCUCUGCUUCAGCCAGGAUUAACACAAGUACUUCUCUUCCCACUAAUGUGACAGCAGUCCAGGAUGGUCCCACUAGUAUCCUAGUGUCUUGGAAUCCAUCCAGUGAUGCCACUGGCUAUAGGAUCCACUAUGACAGUCAGAGUUUGCCUGUUGAUGGUGGUAGACGCAUUCUAACUAAUCUUCAAAACGGAGACACCUAUUACAUAUCCAUUGAAGCCAUCUCUCAACGGCGCUUGCCAAGUAAAACACCUCUCAUGGCUGUGGGCUUAGUCCCAGACCCACCAUCUCUCGGUUCACAUCCUGCCCGGGCACUACAUAUAUCGACAUCAGUGGCACCGUUUCCAGUGACUCAGUGAUGACAGGCUAUUAUGUAAUGUGGUACCGAGAUACCUCGGUGGGGUGCUCCCAUCUGAACAACAAAACUCUCCGCGUGGACGAAGAAACUAUUGUUAAAAGGGUCACAAAUCUGGAAGAAGGCAAUAGAUACACGAUUGCCGUGAAAUCAUUCAAUUUGGCAGGGGUUAGCCGUGGGAGUAGUAAUAAUAUCACUAUCAUGACACAAGAAUCAGCUCCCUCCGGUCCACCUACUUCAGUAAGAAAUGGUACUAUCACACCAACCAGUAUCACUGUCAAGUGGGACGAAGUGCCCUGUCUACACCGUAACGGAAGGAUCACUGGUUACAUGGUUCAUGUAGAGAGUAUUGGUCAGAAUGAUAAGAUGUUCAAUGUUGGCGAUAUUAGAGAGACCGCUAUCUUGGAGCUGAUGCCGUCUACUGAGUAUACCGUGCAAGUGGCAGCAGUGAACAUUAUUGGAAGAGGGCCAUUCAGCAAUGGCCGUGUUUAUUUGACAAACGACGGACUGACAAUAUCAAUCAGCUACACCUCAACCACAUCUCUGGGCAUAGUAUGGUCGCUAGAGGAAGGUGCUACGCCGGCUAAUUCCACCAUCUUCUACUCCAAAACUGACACAGACUGUUUCAAUGCCAGUAGUACCAUCACAACUAGUGACACAGCAUACAAUCUGACUGGCUUGGAAGAACACAUCAGAUACUUUAUCACUGUGAAUGCCAUGCUACCUGAUGGAGGAACCAGAGUGGACAGCAUUUCAGCUUUUACAAUGAGUGCUGCUCCAUCUGCUCCUCCAACUUCCGUGGAAGUGUCAGUGGUAAACUCCACAGCAAUCACGGUCCAGUGGGGAUCAGUGGACUGUAGACAUCGUAAUGGAGAGAUAAUAGGCUACAGGGUGAGGUAUGGAGAGGUGGGAGGUGGUGAGGGAGACAGGACUGCAGUCCAGAUGGUGUCAGGAGACUCCACUGGAGGAAGCACCACCAUCUCUGGACUGACCAAAGAGACAGUCUACACUGUGCAAGUGGCAGCAGAGACCAGUGCUGGCACAGGGGUUUACAGUCAUCCUCGAGAUGUCCACACCCUAGCCUCUGUGUACCUCAGUCUAAAUGGCGACAUUAUCCCUAAUCAUGGCUAUGUGGAUAUCGGUGAUGUAGGCUCCACUGACGACACUGCUCUACUCUGUCAUACUAACCGUCUUCCACUUCCUCACAGUCCUUACUCAGGAGGAGACUGGUUUGGACCGAAUUUUAUUAGAGUCUCUGAUGUUCAUACUCCAGGAUUUGAGCGAAACAGAGCCCCUAUGUUAGUGAGACUGUUGAGAGACUAUAGUGAUGCAAUAGAAGGGAUGUAUCGCUGUGUGGUACCAGACAGUUCCGACUCUGGGCAAACAGUGUAUGUUGGACUAUACGAUUAUGGAGGAGACAUAGUAGUGUCUAAUAUAGUACUGACGGUGGACUCUGACCUCAAUGGAGCCAGUCCUCAGUUCACCCUCACCUGUAUCUCCGCUGGUGGACCUGCUACCACUGUCACUUGGACCAGAGACUCCACCACUGUCACCCAAGGAACAACUGAGAGUAUGCUGAAUUACCAAGUAAUUCCACAGUACACACACACUCUGACUGUUACCAAAAGACUGGGAGGACUCUACACAUGUACUGUAGCUAAUAGCAAGCCAUCAAAAAGCUCUGCCAGCCUACGUGUUAAAGUUGCCUCGGCUCCAGCUAAUGUGACAGCAGUCCAGGAUGGUCCCACUAGUGUCACAGUGACCUGGAUUCCUCCCUCUCCACUGGGAGAUACCACUGGCUACAGGAUCUCCUUCACUGGAGUAGGCAGCAGCGGUAGUGUGGAUGUUCAUGAUGGCUCAACUAAAGUUUACUUACCAACUAGUCUAGUGACAGAUAGCAUAUCUGUUGUGGGCUUAUCACCUCACCUCCCUAGUGAUUCUGUUGUGCGCAAAGUCACACUGUAUCGACCACUAAAAGUUAGUGUGAGCUUCAUAACAGCCACCUCCAUCUCCCUCUCCUGGAGUGUGUCCAGUGGGAGGGUGGCCAGUUGGGAGGUGGUCUGGAACAGAGGCACUGAGAGCACCAGUGGUCCUCUGUCUGGCACUACCUACACCAUCCUCCAGUUGGACCCCUCCACUAUCUACACACUCACUGUCAGACCUAUUACUACUACUGAUGUUGGUGGAAUCACUCACAGUCUCCCUCUCAUAGUUUCCACUACUGCUAUAGCUGAUGCUUGCCAGAAAGAGGGCAACACCAACAACGUGAUAGGCAUUACUGGAGCAUCAGCGGUGUCUGUGGUGGUGGUAAUAAUCGUUGCCCUCAUAAUCAGAGUGUUGAUAGUCUUGGUAUCAAGACAAUGUGGGCGGUGCUCAAAAGAAACUGCUCUGUAUGUAUGGUUGUUUGGUAGCUUGCUAUGCUCAAGUUGUAACUCCACCAACAGGGACCCCAGGACUAGCAAGAACGAGGCCUACGGUACAGUGAAGAACACAGGAGAAUCAGAUGGACUCUAUGAGACAAUACCUCUGCAAACUCCUCCUCCUCCUCCUCCUCCUCCUCCUCUCCCCCAACCUGCCCCUGGAGACUAAUUUUUUCCUGAUUACCGUGCAAUUAGUUAAGGACUUUCAUAGAAUUCUCUUUAAUUCUCUUUAGAGCUGCUUAUUAGUGCUUAAUGAAAUCAAUGAAAUCAAUGAAAAAUCAACCAAGCCGAGUUUUUCCAUUUUUGCCGCCCUUUUAGGUAUCCCCAU